This is a messenger RNA of Anguilla anguilla (European eel), 3677 nucleotides long. RefSeq names its product coronin-1C-A. The record is from RefSeq and is a predicted model, not a curated record. Gene Ontology annotation, biological process: neural crest cell migration; actin filament organization. NCBI's taxonomy places the organism in Eukaryota, Metazoa, Chordata, Actinopteri, Anguilliformes, Anguillidae. Bases 37 to 2532 code for a protein of 831 amino acids. The transcript has 11 exons. Gene Ontology annotation, molecular function: actin filament binding.
AAAGACGGCUCAAGGAGCAGUUAUAUUGGUGGAAAGAUGCUGUCUACCUCUGUAUUUACACAGAGUCCAGUGGACUCUUUGCAAAGCAAUAAUGAUGACCACCAACAAAAACAGACUGCAGGUACGCAGUUGGAAGAAAUGCCUGAUGGUGACACUGAGUUUGCCUGUCCAUCACCAAAGAACAAAGUCUUCCCAGAGUAUCAAACCAAAGCACUUAACAUCUCAAAUACAGAUGUUGCGCAUUCUCAGAAUUCAGAAAUUUAUGUGACGGACUCUGUUGCGUCGACACAGAAAAUGGGAAAGAUAGAGAGCGGGUCACCACCAUUAACAGAGGCCUUCCCAGAGGAAACCCAUCCUAGUCCAUCUGACCAGGACAGCCCUGCCUUCGGGAGUAAGGGUGAUGGAGGAGCCGUCAUGUCUUCCUUGAUUUCCAUAGCAGAGGAUGCUUCUCCACACCCACAGAAUCCCAAAGAGAGUCAGAGAAGCGAGAGACCCCCAGAAUUGCUGACGGACGAAAAGCAGAGUCGUGCCACCGCUCAUGUCUCUCUCCCAGAGACAACCAAGGAUCAUCCUCAGGAAGACACAACGUCGCCCCCGGGUGCCGCACAUUCAGCGUCCUCAACGGAGAUGGGUGAUAAAGUAGAUGAUCCUCGGCCACCUGUGAAUCCACACGCUAACGGAAAGGCUGUCCCACAAGUUCCGCCUGGGAGCGGAAGGAAUAUUUCGGAACAUCGCCCGCAGCCUGAAGACAAACAGAACGAAAGAGCCGAAAAACUCAACAGUCGACGGGACGGAAACUCGGGGGCGUCGUCGCCGAGCGACGCCGAAAAGAAUCGGGCGGUCCAGUCGGGCCAGGGCUCCGCUCCGGGGAGAGAAACGCUCCAGGAGGCCACGAGAACCAGGCCCGUCUCCGAGCUCAUAAAGGAGACCAUUCAGAUGCACGAGAACAUCAAGCAGCAGGACAGGGCGAAGAGGCCCGAGGCGAAGCCGGACGGAGCGCUCGAGCAGGGGCAGUCAGUGAAGGUAGCGCAGAUGAAGAAGGCCUUCGACGUUCCCAAGAAGUCUCCGGAAAAAGCGCCCGAGAGGAAGCCCUCGGUAAAAAAAGAUAUGUUCAGACGAGUGGUGCGACAGAGCAAGUUCCGUCACGUCUUCGGGCAGGCGGUGAAGAACGACCAGUGCUACGAUGACAUCAGGGUCUCGCGCGUCACCUGGGACAGCUCCUUCUGCAACGUCAACCCCAAAUUCGUCGCCAUCAUCAUCGAGGCCAGCGGCGGCGGAGCCUUCCUGGUCCUCCCCCUGCACAAGUCUGGCCGCAUUGACAAAGCCUACCCGACCGUGUGCGGUCACACGGGCCCGGUCCUGGACAUCGAGUGGUGCCCGCACAACGACCAGGUCAUCGCCAGCGGGUCCGAAGACUGCACUGUGAUGGUGUGGCAGAUCCCGGAACACGGGCUGACCGUGCCCCUGGCGGAGCCCGUGGUGGUCCUGGAGGGGCACUCCAAGAGGGUCGGCAUCGUCACCUGGCACCCCACGGCCCGGAACGUCCUCCUCAGCGCCGGCUGCGAUAACCAGGUGAUCAUCUGGAAUGUGGGCACGGGGGAGGCCAUGAUCAACCUGGAGGAGAUGCACCCGGACGUCAUCUACAGCGUGUGCUGGAACCGCAGCGGGAGCCUCAUCUGCACCGCCUGCAAGGACAAGAAGAUCCGCGUGAUCGACCCGCGCAAGGAGGAGAUCAUCGCAGAGAAGGACAAGGCUCACGAGGGGGCGCGGCCGAUGAGGGCCAUCUUCCUCGCCGACGGAAACGUCUUCACCACCGGGUUCAGCCGCAUGAGCGAGCGGCAGCUGGCCCUCUGGAACCCCCAAAGCAUGGACGAGCCCAUCUCGGUGCACGAAAUGGACACGAGCAACGGCGUCCUGCUUCCCUUCUACGACGCCGACACCGGCGUGGUCUACCUGUGCGGGAAGGGCGACAGCAGCAUCCGCUACUUCGAGAUCACGGACGAGGCGCCGUUCGUCCAUUACCUCAACACCUUCACCACCAAGGAGCCCCAGAGGGGCAUGGGAUACAUGCCCAAGCGCGGCCUCGACGUCAACAAGUGUGAGAUCGCCAGGUUUUAUAAACUGCACGAGAGAAAGUGUGAGCCGAUCAUUAUGACCGUGCCACGAAAGUCGGACCUGUUCCAGGACGACCUGUACCCCGACACGGCGGGCCCCGACCCCGCCCUGGAGGCGGAGGAGUGGUUCGAGGGCAAGAACGGCGAGCCCAUCCUGAUCUCCCUCAAGCACGGUUACAUCCCCGGCAAGAACCGCGACCUCAAGGUGGUCAAGAAGAACGUCCUGGACAACAAGCUGGCCAAGAACGCGGAGAACACGGGCCCCGCCCACAAGACGGAGAAGCCCACCCCGUCCAUAAAAAAUGAAGCCAAGCUGGAAGAGAUCCUGAAAGAGGUCAAGUCCCUCAAGGACCUAGUCAGCAGUCAGGAGAAGAGAAUCACCAAACUAGAAGAGCAAAUGUCCAAGAUCGCCAUUUAAAGGACCCCGCCCCCCCUCACCCUCCCUAUCCCCAUUCCCACCCCCCCACCCCCCCCCCCCCCCCCGCCACCAUUCAGGACGUUCCAUUGGCCGGGAGGUGGGCGGGGUCCGUCACUGCCAAUCUUGACGACAGCGUUCCGCCUGACUCCCCCCCCCUCUCCCAGCAGUCCCACGCAAACAUUCCGAGAUUAACGUUUUUUUUUUCCUUAUCCCGCCCCGCCCUCCCCUCCCCCCAAAACAAAAACCCCGGACCCCCUCCCCCCCCCGCCCGUUAACAACACCAGAGGAGAAAGAGAAAGAAACGGCAAACUCUUACAAUUAAUAAUUCCAGCUUUUUAUUGAAAAAAGAAAAAAUCGUACUUUUUAAAAGAAGUGGCAAAUAUUUUGGUUGUUUUUUUUGUUUUUUUUUUUUGUUUAUGGAAAAGUCUUAACUUUUUCCGUUUCCUUUUUAAAAUUGUGACCAAGAAAAUUCCGACAUGAACAGUUUGUAUUUACUGUGGUAUACCCAAAUGUUUUAUAUGUAGUUAUCAGUAUUGCAUUCUUCCCUUACCUUCUUGUUGCCAAAUUUUAAAGGAGUUUCGUUUACGCAUCUCCUUGACAGUAUUUUACUUUUUUUUUUCCUUUAGUUUUUUUUUUUUUUUUUCUUUUCAUGAUACAAAAUAUAAGGGACAAUGCAAUAGAAUGGUAAUGUAAAGGAGGGGAAAUAUUUCAAUCUAUUACUGUACAAAUGUAUUGAUGGGGGGGGGGGGGGGGGGGGGACAAAACAAAACAUACCGAUUUUGCGACCAACCACUGAAUGGGAAGGAAAGGAUUCUGAUAUUAAAUAGUUAUUUUUGCUGCCAUGUCCGUUUUUUUGGGUGUCCAUUUAACACGCUCCCUCUAGGUAUGGAGGCGCUGUGGAAAUUCUUUGGUCUUUUUCUGCUGUAAAUGUUUCGCAAAUCUAGUAGUUCCCCGCUGGCUGUUCUGAAGGUUGGUCUUGAGAGCGGUCUCCGAUCGGUCCCUCUCUCUUCGGGGAGGGGGGGGGGUCCAGUCUUGUCGGUGUUACCUGCUUCUCAUCGAAAACCUUCUGACCACCAGUUUAUGCAUGCAAUAAAGAUUUUACUCGCUCUAAGGAGUUCUCUCCAACAAUAAAUAUCUUAAAAGAC